UUUACGUCUCGUCGUUGGGGCAAUGAUGGCGUCCCCUUUGCCAUGGGAAAGAACCCGUUAUCAAUUCUCUACCAACACUACCGCUUCUUGAUCAAUGGACCAGAUCUCAUAAAGAGAGGAUACGCCCAGUUCUCAGAUGGACUCGGACUCUUCGAGAUCCCUCGAACUUUUCGCCCCGGUCAAGUCAUAAUAUGCAAGCCCGAGCUGAUUGAAGAAUUGAAACACACCCGGAGCACGGUUGCAUCACCAGAACCAUGGAUCGAUCAAUUACUCCAGAUUUCACAUGUUAUGCCUGGGUAUUUUCCUAAAGGUGGUGGAUGGCCUGCCAUUGCGAAGACGACACCAGGUGUUAUCCGUGGAACUGUAUACAGGCAUUUAAAUCGAUAUGUGCCUUUCAUGAACGAGGCUAUUCUUUCCCAGUUCCAGAAAUUGGAAUGGCAAGAUGAUGAAUGUACUAUUGGCUGCUUUGACUUCGCAUAUUCACUGGUUGCGCGCAGUGGAAGUUUCGCUAUGGUUGGGGAGCGAUUAGCUCAAGAUGAAGAAUAUUUGAAGGCUGUGAAAGAUCAUAUAUUAGGGAUGAUCAUGACUACUCGAGUCCAGUUCCUGAUUCCUGACUGCUUGAAGUGGUACGUUGGUGGCUUCAUCAGCAGGCUGGCUACAAUAGGAACCAGUUGGAAUAUGCACGCCUCACGCAAAAUUCUAUUAAAGCACUUCGAUGCAAGAGCAGCUGAAUACAGCACAGCGAUGUCGACAAUUUCUUACGUGGAUCAUAAACAAGGCAAUUUUGAACCCUCGGAGAACCCAGUUGAGAUUUUCCGAUGGUUAUACGAGAGCUCCAUCCUUCGACAGCGCUGGACCUAUUCAGAGGUGAUUGGAGAAAUGCUACUUCUUCAAUUUGCAUUCAUCUAUACAACUGCUUAUGCUCUUUACGGCGCUCUAGCUGAGCUUUCUCGGAGACCCGAGUAUAUACCCGCCCUUCGUGAAGAAAUUGAAACCAUCAUUUCUGAAAUGGGAACUACACUCCCGGCGUGUGAUAAAAUGGUCUUACUAGACAGUUUCUUGAAAGAGUGUCAACGCCUGCAUCCUCCUGCAGCCGUCUCUGCUCACCGAGUGUGCGUGACAAGUUUACAAUUGUCGAAUGGCGUUGUUCUCAAGCCUGGAACACAUGUCGGUGUCCCAAGUGGCUGGAUCCAGCGGUCAAGUCCAUCAUACACCGACCCAGAGAUCUUCGAUGGAUUUCGAUUUGCGAAGCAUCGUGCAGCUGGAACCUCGAAUUCUAAAUUGGUCGACCUGAGUUCUGAUUACCUAGUCUUUGGGAUGGGCGUACAUGCUUGUCCCGGCCGAUGGAUGGCAAGCGCACUUUUAAAGAUGGUCUUUGCGCAUCUUAUCUUGCGCUUCGAUCUCUUGCCUGAUUCAGCAGAAAGAACUUUAACUGGGUCUUUGUCUUUUGAGGAGUUUUAUGUGCCUAAUUUUGGAUUGAAGGUGCGAUUGCAGCGUAGGGAUUUGGGGCCAUAA
This is a messenger RNA of Penicillium malachiteum, 1515 nucleotides long. Its product is annotated as cytochrome P450. The transcript has 9 exons. The record is from RefSeq and is a predicted model, not a curated record. The annotation marks the transcript as partial. Lineage: Eukaryota; Fungi; Ascomycota; Eurotiomycetes; Eurotiales; Aspergillaceae. Gene Ontology annotation, molecular function: oxidoreductase activity, acting on paired donors, with incorporation or reduction of molecular oxygen; monooxygenase activity; iron ion binding.